Pundamilia nyererei is the source of this 2002-nucleotide messenger RNA. It is a transcript of the gene ddx39b, whose product is annotated as DEAD (Asp-Glu-Ala-Asp) box polypeptide 39B. Lineage: Eukaryota; Metazoa; Chordata; Actinopteri; Cichliformes; Cichlidae. The record is from RefSeq and is a predicted model, not a curated record. Gene Ontology annotation, molecular function: ATP binding; nucleic acid binding; RNA helicase activity. The transcript has 12 exons.
UGACGCGCUAACAAUCGCGCUUUACUUUAAACAGACGUUGACUUUUCUCUCUCGUAGUGAAGCAGGGUCAGGAUGACAGAAAACGACGUAGAUAACGAGCUGUUGGACUAUGAAGAUGAUGAGGUGGAGGCCGGAGGGGUUGGAGAUGUUGGAGGUGCAAGUGAGAUGUUGAUAAGGAAGGAGGAAGUGAAGGGCUCCUAUGUGUCCAUUCACUCCUCUGGAUUCAGAGACUUUCUGCUGAAACCUGAACUGCUGAGAGCCAUAGUGGAUUGUGGGUUUGAACAUCCGUCUGAGGUUCAGCAUGAAUGCAUCCCUCAGGCAAUCCUGGGUAUGGAUGUGCUCUGUCAAGCCAAGUCUGGGAUGGGGAAGACAGCAGUGUUUGUUCUUGCCACCCUGCAGCAGCUAGAGCCCAUCACCGGUCAGGUCUCUGUCCUGGUUAUGUGCCAUACCAGAGAGCUGGCGUUUCAGAUCAGCAAGGAAUAUGAGAGAUUUUCAAAGUACAUGCCCACUGUUAAGGUGGCAGUGUUCUUUGGAGGCGUCACUCUGAGACAGGAUAUUUCUAAUUUUAGAGAUAGUGCAGCGCGUGCAUAUGUGAAAGGGCCUUCAGUCAUCAUUAUUGAAUCUUUAGUCACUGCAUCUAGAUGAGUUUGUAAUACACUGUAAAUAAUGUUCUCUUCCUUAGACAUGCGCAGAGAUGUCCAAGAGAUUUUCCGUAUGACUCCCCACGAGAAGCAGGUCAUGAUGUUCAGCGCCACCCUGAGUAAAGAGAUCCGCCCAGUCUGCAGAAAGUUCAUGCAAGAUCCGAUGGAAAUCUUUGUAGAUGACGAAACCAAGCUAACUCUGCAUGGGCUGCAGCAGUACUACGUCAAGCUGAAGGAUAAUGAGAAAAACAGAAAGCUCUUCGAUCUCCUGGACGCACUAGAGUUCAAUCAGGUGGUGAUCUUUGUGAAGUCCGUCCAGCGUUGUGUAGCUCUGGCUCAGCUGCUUGUGGAGCAGAACUUUCCAGCGAUUGCCAUCCAUCGAGGGAUGCCUCAGGAGGAACGUUUGUCUCGCUACCAGCAGUUCAAGGACUUCCAGAGGCGAAUCCUGGUGGCCACCAACCUGUUUGGACGAGGGAUGGACAUUGAGAGAGUCAUUAUUGCCUUCAAUUAUGACAUGCCAGAAGACUCUGACACUUACCUUCACAGGGUUGCUCGAGCAGGCAGGUUUGGAACGAAAGGCCUGGCCAUCACAUUUGUGUCUGAUGAAGGUGACGCCCGCACACUCAACGAUGUCCAGGACCGCUUCGAGGUGAACAUCGGCGAGCUGCCAGAAGAGAUAGACAUCUCCUCGUACAUUGAACCAGCACGAUAAACGAGCCGGACGCUCCAGUUGGACUUCGAUUCACUUUGCAGUUUUACUCUGAUGGAAGAUGCAGACUGUGUUUGUAUGAAACCUGGCACGUCCAACAGCAGAUAUUUACCCAAGCCUGUGCUUAUUGAAAGGAAGAACGCAGGGGCACAGCUCCCUCUGCAGGAAUGAUUCAGAAUAGACUUUGUAUGAUAUGAUUUAAGUUUCUAAUGUCGGUAUUUGUUAAUAUAUAAUUCAAGUUAUCUGGUUUUCUAGGUGUGAGUGGAAGUACCAGAGGUAGUUUAGUAUUGACAGUAGAAAGGCACUGUUUACUGCUGUGGAUUAAUAAAGUUUGCCUGGUAAGGUCUCCUUUAUUCUUCAUCUUCUCCUUUUUUAAAUCCACAUCCACACUCGUGCUGUUGGGAUACAUGCACAAUGUGUUUGUUAUCGUCUGACACUCAGACUUGUCAGGAUGGCAGCACAGUUUUCUUUAAAACCUCUACAUACCAUUAACGGUGCUUUCACCAAUAUUCACGGCAUAGGUGUAAAUGGAGCCUCAUAAUAUCAUACAUGACAGGAAGUUUGAUCCAUCGUUUCCAAAAGGAAUCUCUUAUGUUUAAUAUCAUCCAUCCAUCCAUCCAUUCACUUCCGCUUCUCCUUUUCAGGGCUGCGG